Molecule: messenger RNA, 2562 nt
Organism: Linum trigynum
Lineage: Eukaryota; Viridiplantae; Streptophyta; Magnoliopsida; Malpighiales; Linaceae
Source: the annotation of a GenBank genome assembly
UGUAAGGAAAGAGUGGUUUUUGGCAGUUCUAAGUUCAUUGAAAGAAACCUACUUUUCUUGGACUUGAGGUUGCCCACAUCUCACACGACUGAAAAUGUGAUUGAGAGAUUGUUGAAAAUUUCAUCAACCCAUUGGACCUUAAUUCCCAAGUGAAUCUAAAAAGGAGCGGCUUUGAUUGCAAAAGCAGCAGACUUUGCUUCCUCCUUAGAUUGAGAUGAAACAUCUGACUUUUCUUCCCUUUCUGUAAGGCCUAACUCUACGCACUUCCUUCAUGCUUAGAAAAUAUUCCAACUCGCUUCUUUUUCCACCUUCAGUUUCGCCUGUGAUAUAUGAGCCUGAUUGAACCUAUAAGUCCAAGAUAAAAUUCGAAGUCAAAACCUUCCCUCCUGACAGAGACUGCAGAGAACUUCCACACUUGGAAACAAUGCAGCUUUUUCAUUCAACUUCUAAGCCAAACUCUUCUUCUACACGUUUCAUCAGCUUCAUCAUCUUCUCAUCAUCCAUCCUCACAGUCUACCUUCUGGUCUCGCUCUUCCUCGUCGGUUCCUCCAAGCUCACGAGCGUAACUUCCUGGGAAAGUUCAGCUUCACAACACUCACCGACCACUCUCGAGCACAUUGUGUUCGGGAUUGCUUCCAACAAGAAAUCAUGGCAGAAGCGGAAGGAGUACGUGAAGCUCUGGUGGAAGCAGCCACAUCCGCAGCAGCAGAUAGCGAUGAGGGGCUGCGUGUUCCUCGAGGAGCCGCCUGAUGACUUCAAUGUCACCUCUGGCAAUGACAAUGCCACCCUCCCUCCAAUCUGCAUCUCUCAGGAUACCUCCAGGUUCCGUUACACCUUCAAAAAUGGUCUGCGGUCGGCGAUUCGGGUGGCACGUGUGGUUUCCGAGACGGUGGCACUGAAUCAUUCCGACGUCAGGUGGUUUGUGUUUGGUGAUGACGACACAGUUUUCUUCCCCGAGAACUUGGUGAAGACGUUAUCAAAGUAUGAUCACGGGCUUUGGUACUACAUAGGGUCGAACUCGGAGAUCUACGAGCAGAAUAGGUUGUUUGGGUUUGACAUGGCUUAUGGUGGAGCAGGAUUUGCUAUUAGCUAUCCGCUGGCUAAAGUUCUCGCCAAGGUUUUUGAUUCUUGUAUCGAAAGGUACCCUCAUCUUUAUGGAAGUGAUUCCAGGAUCUCUUCUUGCUUGGCUGAGCUUGGCGUGACGUUAACUCGAGAGCCCGGUUUCCAUCAGCUGGAUUUCCAUGGCAAUAUGUUCGGUAUACUGACAUCACAUCCAACGACACCAUUAGUAUCCCUCCAUCACAUGGACCACAUCGACGCAAUCUUCCCCAAAAUGACAACCCGAGACUCUGUUAAGCAUUUACUAGAAGCAGCAAGGAUUGAUUCCCAGAGGGUUCUGCAGAAGACUGUGUGCUAUGAUCGCUGGUUCUUGUGGACCAUUUCUGUUUCAUGGGGCUACGCAGUUGAGGUCUACGGCAAUCACAUGCUUCUCCCUGAUGUUCUUCCCGUCCAAACCACUUUCAGGCAAUGGAGCAAAGGUGACGUUCUAGCUGCAACGUACGUUUUCAACACCAGACGGCCUCACCCGGAUCCAUGCAGAAGAGCCACAGUUUUCUUUCUUGAUCGUGCUUCUUCUGAGGUGACUAAUAAUCAACAGUUGGUGACCAGCCAUUACAAGAAGCUGUUUGUAAACUGCUCGCAAGAUAUGGGUUCACCUAGAAGACUUGAAGAGAUUAAGGUGGUCUCGCAUAAGCUUGACCUCAGCGACAAACAGCUGCGGGCUCCAAGGCGGCAGUGCUGUGAAGUUUUGCCUUCUUCUGGGAAUAAAGUGAUGGACAUUGCGAUUAGGGAAUGCAAAGAUGACGAACUGAUUCACAUGAAAUAGGUAAACUUGAUUUGUUGUUUAUGGAGGCAUACAUUCUUGGUUGCCAUUGCAAGAUUCACACUGAUCUCGAAUGAAGCUUAAGAGAUAAAAACCCAGACAAGGGUUGGGGAUCUAGUAGCUGUUGUGCAGAGGCAGUGGGAAGUAAAGUAAAAGCAUGCCCCAACUCUUGUGGAGUAAUUCAAGAGGGAAUACAGAGGCUUAUUUGACCUUUUCUUUCUGGAAAAGAAUCCACUUUUGAUUAUUUGUGCAUAUUUUGUAAGAAUGAUGAAGUAGAAACCACAGAAAAAUGUAUCCUUACACGGACACAGAAUAUGGAGGAUAAAUUUUCAUCCAAUGAAUAAAGUAAAGAAAGCAAUGAACUUUCUUGUCAUGUAUUUGGUUUUUAUAUCUUCCUUAUCUGCUGAGUCUUUUUGUUGAUCCGAUUGUAGAUUUAGUGCUGGCUGUGGGCAGGGCAGGGUGUCCAACGGUCCGCACCUGUCCAGACCUGUUUUGAACCGGAUCGAAUAUCACAUUAAGAAGAGGUUGAACUGGUCUGUUCAGCCCCUAUGAUUUUACUUGUUGAGAUGGAAUCAAGACUAAAAAUAUGACGGAAAUAUCUCCGUUUGGUCUGGAUUGGUUUGUGCGCAGGUUUAAUCCAAUUCGGCCCCGACUCAAAAUACUAAACCCUAGAAUGGGUA